AUGGAGAGGUGGGGAGAUGGGGAGAUGGAGACAGAAAGAGAUGGUGUCCUUGAAGGUCCCACAUGCUGUGGUAUUGAUUCCAAGGUUUUCAGUUCUUCCAUUCUGAGAAGAUGUGAUGUCACACUUGAGACUUUCACUGUGUCAGCAGGAGGUAUGGCAGAUGUCCUGAUGGUUGAUUGUUUAUUUUCUAAUCAUAUUCUCUCUCUCUCUCUCUCUCUCUCUCUCUCUCUCUCUCUCUCUCUCUCGCUCUCUCUCUCUCUCUCUCUCUUUCCCUCUGUCUCCCGCCCGCCCUCUCUCUCUCGCUCUCUCUCGCUCUCUCUCUCCCCCCUCUCUUGCUCUCUCGCUCUUGUUCACAAAACAUUAAUCCCCAACAUCAUCACAUCCACAGGGGUAAACAUAUUUUUUCCUAGAACCAUUAAUGCUCUCUCUUGUAAAAGAGAUUGUUUGUCACUGAGUAUAACCUGUAUGAAACAAGGUUCAAUAAAAAUAAUGGUUGGGUAUUAUCACUUCUCCAUAAAGCAGGAGGCACUUUUCACUUUUCAGUUUUUUGAGGCUUUUGCUGCCAGCUCACAAUUGAUAUAAAAUCAGUGUCACCAGUGGUGUGGAAGGUGAAUAGCUCCUAUGUCAAUGUCCCUGGGGAUAGGAUGAUGAGCUCAAUCAUAUACAAUCAAUCAUACACAAUUAAUAUACUGUACAUAAUCCAUCAUACACACAUACAAUAUGUUGUCUAUAUAAGCGCUAUAGUAGUGCAUUCCAGUGGCGCCACGGCCUUGGUACAACACUUAAGACCACAUUGGGAGAAUCUCAAUUGCGAUUCUUGAUUCCUCACGUCCUUUCUCCUCACCUCCUUCUCAAAACCCAUUGGAUGAGGUCAGAGGAGAGAGGAUGUGAGGAAUCAAGGAAAUACAAUUGAGAUUCUCCCAUAGGUUCUUUGGCUGAAUGGUCAAUUUUGUGGUGUUGAAUUAGUGGCAGGCUGCAAGGUUGCAGGUUGCAAGUUCAGCACAGGUAACCCCCAACUACUAACUACACUACAAUAUUUAUUGCAUUUUAAUUUAGACAAUUGUCUUUUGUAUCUUCAUAAACAAAUGGGCUAAAAUUCAGUUAAUUAAAAGACUGUGUCCGGAAAAAGGUUUAUUCGUUCUUGAGAGACACUGCUGACAGAGAGCGCAGACCCACAGCGCACGCAAGAGGACAGACCGCAUUUUGCGCACGACGUCUAAGAGAGAACACUUUAAAAUCGGAUAAUACAAAUAUAGCCUAUUAUGUCAAAGUAAAACUCUCCAAAGUGGAAAUGCAUUUAAACUUUUAUAGACUCCAUAAAGAAGACAUGGGACGUUGAGAGAAUGUCUUUCGAAGAACCUUUUAAUAUUACUCAAGAAGUGGAUUUAUACCAGAAUGUGUCCAAAUGGGCGCACCACGGUAAUCACACAGGGACGCACCUCGGUAAUCACGCAGGGGCCACCUCGGAACAAUCCAUGUAUUAUAUCAGCAUCGCCAUCACUGCCGUUUAUGGAGUCAUCAUAGUCGUGGGACUAAUCGGUAACAUAACCCUCAUCAAGACAUUCUGUUCCGCUAAGUCCAUGCGGAAUGUCCCCAACCUCUUCAUGUCGAGUCUCGCGCUCGGGGACUUGGUCCUCCUGGUUACCUGCGCGCCAGUGGACGCCAGUCGGUACCUCGCGGACGAGUGGCUCUUCGGGAGAGUAGGAUGUAAACUCAUACCAUUCAUCCAACUCACCUCGGUCGGAGUGUCGGUUUUUACCCUGACUGCGUUGUCCGCUGAUAGGUAAAUAACCUACACUUUAUGUUAUAGCCUACACUCAUAUUGCAACAUGGACGUUUAGUUAUCCAAUUAUCCAAUAUUUCCAAAUCCAAUAGUAAUGAAUAGUGGAUCAUGGAUAGGAUACACAUCCCAUUGCCAACUGAGCUGGUAUUUGAAUGUAGAGUUAUAUGGUUAAAUGGUUGUAGGCCUAUAGUUACUUUUAUCUCAACAUAUUGUCGUUUUGCGUAAAAUGAUGAAAACAGGAUAGCUUGCCAACCUUAUCGAAAAUUCUCUCCGAACGCUUCUCUGGCGGGCGAGAGGUUCUUCGGCUAAAGUCUAUCGAGAUGGAAAUAAUAUGAAUUUAAACAACGGUAUGGGUACAACCUGACAAGAACAUGCUGCUACUGAGGCAUGCUACUAAUGAGACAAUGCAGAUACAAUCUGAUUUACUGUGUCGCGUUAUUACGCAUUCGGUUCAAUGGGAUCAUACUUUGAUGUGAGAUAUGAGAUGUGCUAGAGUCAUAGAAAUGUGAUCUGACAUAUGAGUGAGUAAGUAAAUGAGUGACAGUGCUUGCAUGCAUGGGCGUGUCUGUGUGUUGUGGGGGUCAUAGGCUAUAUCCCUCCCACACAACUUCCCACAACCAACCUUUUAAUUGGGAUGAUAUAGUCUGCAUCCCAAAUGGCACCUAUGUAUCCUUCGGGCUCCGGUCAAAAGUAGUGCACUAGGGAAUAAGGUACCAUUCGGGGUGCCAUUUGGGACGCAACCAUAAAGUGUGCAUCACUGUGGAGUGGGAGGAGAAGACAUGCAUUAGACAGACUGACCGUCACCAUGUCAGCCAUAUAAUUAUAUAGUCUCUAUCUAGCCUAUGAAAAUGUUCUUAUCAUAAUGUGCAUUCUAAUGUCUCUCAUUUUGCCUACUAUCCCAUUAGCAGAUAAGAAUGAAUGAAUAACUGACAGAUAGCCCCCUCUCCUCCCUAGCUUCCCAAAGUUUCCUCCUUUUAAAUCCUACCCAUAUACUUACAACACCUAGCUUAAAAUACUAUUUCAGAACAUUUCUAAUACUUUAUCUGUGCUUGGUUGAGCUUGUCUCAAUGCACAAUGGAACAUGGCCCUCCAGACAUGCAGGAGCAAACACUAAAACUACACUAUAUAUACAGCAGUAUGUGGACAAACCUUCAAAAUACUGACAGGUGUAUAAAAUCGAGCACACCACCAUGCAAUCUCCAUAGACAAACAUUGGCAGUAGAAUGGCCUUAAUGAAGAGCUCAGUGACGUUCAACGUGGCACCGUCAUAGGAUGCCAACUUUCCAACAAGUCAGUUUGUCAAAUGUCUGCCCUGCUAGAGCUGCCCUGGUUAACUGUAAGUGCUGUUAUUGUGAAGUGGAAACAUCUAAGAGCAACAACGGCUCAGCCGCGAAGUGGUAGGCCACACAAGCUCACAGAACGAGACCGGCGAGUGCUGAAGCGCGCAGCGCGUAAAAAUUGUCUGUCCUCGGUUGCAACACUCACUACCGAGUUCCAAACUGCCUCUGGAAGCAACGUCAGCACAAUAAAUGUUCAUCGGGUUAAAAUGGGUUUCCAUGGACGAGCAGCCGCACACAAGCCUAAGAUCACCAUGCGUAAUGCCAAGCGUCGUCUGGGGUGGUGUAAAGCUCACGCCAUUGAACUCUGGAGCAGUGGAAACACGUUCUCUGGAGUGAUGAAUCACGCUUCAAGAUCUGGCAGUCCGACGGAUGAAUCUGGAUUUGGCGGAUGCCAGGAGAAUGCUAUCUGCCCCAAUGCAUAGUGCCAACUGUAAAAAUUGGUGGAGGAGGAAUAAUGGUCUGGGGCUGUUUUUCAUGGUUCGGGCUAGGCCCCUUAGUUCCAGUGAAGGGAAAUCUUAACUCUACAGCAUACAAUGACAUUCUAGACGAUUCUGUGCUUCCAACUUUGUGGCAACAGUUUGGGGAAAGCCCUUUCCUGUUUCAGCAUGACAAUGCCCCCGUGCACAAAGCGAGGUCCAUUCAGAAAUGGUUUGUCGAGAUCGGUGUGGAGGAACUUGACUGGCCUGACCUCAACUCCAUCGAACACCUUUGGGAUGAAUUGGAACGCUGACUGCGAGCCAGGCCUAAUCGCCCAACAUCAGUGCCUGACCUCACUAAUGCUCUUGUGGCUGAAUGGAAGCAAGUCCCCGCAGCAAUGUUCCAACAUCUAGUGGAAAGCCUUCCCAGAAGAGUGGCGGCUGUUAUAGCAGCAAAGGGUGGACCAACUAAAAUAUUUCAAAAUAGUAAUAGUAUUUGAAUGCAGGUCUGAUACCUCCUAUUGAAAGUAGAAUGUGUCUUCUGUAUAAUCUGUUGUGUGGCUAGAAGAUAAACGGAAUAUAAUUACUUAUAAUAUAUUUUAUUUUUUUUUCACCUUUAUUUAAACCAAGGUAAGCACAGUUGAGAACAGGUUUUCAUUUACAACUGACGGACCUGGCCCAUGAUAAUAAGGCAAAGUAGUGCAAUAAAAAACAACACAGAGUUACAUAUGGGUUAAAAAAAACAAAGUCAGAAAAUACAACAGCAAAUAAUAUAUACAUGUGUGUGCAAAUGUAGCAAGUUAUGGAGGUAAGGCACAUAAUGGCGAUAGUGCAGAAUAAUUACCCAUAGUAUUAACACUGGAAUGCUAGAUGUGCAAGAGAUUUGUGCAAAUAGAAUACUGGGGUGCAAAAGAGCAAAAUAAAUAACAAAUAGGGAUGAGUAGUUGGGUGGCUAAUUUCAGAUGGGCUGUGUACAGGUGCAGUGAUCGGUAAGGUGCUCUGACAAACUGAUGCUUAAAGUAUAUUGAGGGAGAUAGAGUCUCCACUUCAGAGAUUUUGCAAUUCGUUCCAGUCAUUGGCAGCAGAGAAUGGAAGGAAUGGCGCCAAAGGAAGGUGUGGCUUUGGGAAUGACCAGUGAGAUAUACCUGCUGGAGCGCAGACUACGGUGGGGGCUGCUAUGGUGACCAAUGAGCUAAAAAAGGCGGGGGUUUCCUAGCUGAUUUAUAGAUGGGCCCGGAGCCAGAAUAGAAUGAAUAGAAUAAAAUAAAAAGAAAGAUGAUAUGUAAUAGAAUGAAUAGUGCUCAAUAAUAAAAAAAAUAAAUAAAUAUAUGAUCUUAAAGUGCCCUCGCAUCCUCCCCGCCUCGCCCCCCUUUCCCCUAGCCUGUGCAUCGCCCCGCCCCCGGGUUUUCCCGAAAACCCCCCCCCCGGGGGCCCCGCCUCCCUUCCUUCCCUCUCCCCCAGCGCGCCCCCGGCCCCCGGGGGUUUGUGAUGGGGUUUUUCCCGGGGCUUCGUUUUCCCCCCCCCCCUUGGGCCCGCCCCCGUUGUUCCUGCCCCGCUAAUAACCCGUGCCUAACUCCCUUUCCCCCUUGCCUGCCGACUGCUCCUGUUUUUCCCCUCGAUGGGACCUCCUUCCUGCCUCCUCAUCUCCCCUGUCUGCCUCUCCUGCGCCUCGCCUGCUCCCCCCUGCCUCGCCUCGCCUCGCUCGCGCCUGCCUCGCCUGCCUGACUCGCCUCCCCGCCUGCUGCUCGCCGCCGUCGCCUGCCUCGCCUGCCUCCAUCCUCGCCUGCGCUCGCCCUGCCCUGCCUCGCUCGCCUGCUCCCUCGCCCUCUCCUCGCCUCUCCUCGCCUCGCCUCGCCUCGCCUGGCCUGCCUCUCCUCUCCUUAUAAUGAAUUAGAAUGAAUAGAAUAGAAUGAAUAGAAUAUAAUUAAUAGAAUAUAGUGAAUAGAAUAUAACAGAAUGAAUAGAAUAUAAUUAAUAGAAUAUAAUUAAUAGAACAUAAUAAUAGAAUAUAAUUAAUAGAAUAUAAUUAAUAGAAUGAAUAUAAUUAAUAGAAUGAAUAGAAUAGAAUGGAAUGAAUAGAAUAGAAUGAAUAGAAUAGAAUGAAUAGAAUGGAAGGUACGUUGAUGCCCAAUCAACACAUUAUGGUCCCGUCUGAUGUCAAUAGAAGAUCUUCAUUCAGGUAGCAGACAUGAGGCUCUUUACCAAACAGUCAAAGGAAGCGAGGGGUUGAAAGUGAUGAAAAAUGAACAGCAGAAUGUAGAGUUCACUGGAGAACAAUCGGUUUGGUAGAAUACAGAUGGUUAGAGGAAAACUGGCUGUGUCCCAAAUGGCACCUUAUUCCCUUUAUAGUACAUUGAGAGACAUAGGGAAUAAGGUGCUAUUUAGAGACAUAGGGAAUAAGGUGCUAUUUAGAGACAUAGGGAAUAAGUUGCCAUUGAGAGACAUAGGGAAUAAGGUGCUAUUUAGAGACAUAGGGAAUAAGGUGCCAUUGAGAGACAUAGGGAAUAAGGUGCUAUUUAGAGACAUAGGGAAUAAGGUGCUAUUUAGAGACAUAGGGAAUAAGUUGCCAUUGAGAGACAUAGGGAAUAAGGUGCUAUUUAGAGACAUAGGGAAUAAGGUGCCAUUGAGAGACAUAGGGAAUAAGGUGCUAUUUAGAGACAUAGGGAAUAAGGUGCCAUUGAGAGACAUAGGGAAUAAGGUGCUAUUUAGAGACAUAGGGAAUAAGGUGCCAUUGAGAGACAUAUGGAAUAAGGUGCCAUUGAGAGACAUAGGGAAUAAGGUGCCAUUGAGAGACAUAGGGAAUAGGGUGCCAUUGAGAGACAUAGGGAAUAGGGUGCUAUUUAGAGACAUAGGGAAUAAGGUGCCAUUGAGAGACAUAGGGAAUAAGGUGCCAUUGAGAGACAUAGGGAAUAAGGUGCCAUUGAGAGACAUAGGGAAUAGGGUGCCAUUGAGAGACAUAGGGAAUAGGGUGCUAUUUAGAGACAUAGGGAAUAAGGUGCCAUUGAGAGACAUAGGGAAUAAGGUGCCAUUGAGAGACAUAGGGAAUAAGGUGCCAUUGAGAGACAUAGGGAAUAGGGUGCCAUUGAGAGACAUAGGGAACAGGGUACCAUUGAGAGACAUAGGGAAUAGGGUGCCAUUUAGAGACAUAGGGAAUAAGGUGCCAUUGAGAGACAUAGGGAAUAGGGUACCAUUGAGAGACAUAGGGAAUAGGGUACCAUUUAGAGACAUAGGGAAUAAGGUGCCAUUGAGAGACAUAGGGAAUAGGGUGCCAUUUAGAGACAUAGGAAAUAAGGUGCCAUUUAGAGACAUAGGGAAUAAGGUGCCAUUGAGAGACAUCGGUAUAAGGCAAGCAGAGAUGAAGAAUCAUAUGUCACACAUGAUAUUUCUACGUUGAGGAGAACAUGUCUUCUUCUUCUUCUUCUUCUUCUUCUUCUUCUUCUCUUCUUCUUCUUCCUCAUCCUCCAGGUACAAGGCAAUCGUGAAGCCCAUGGACAUCCAGGCGUCCAACGCCACGGCGAGGAUCGUCCUGCGGGCUGCGUUGAUCUGGCUCUUCUCCAUGACCCUGGCUGUCCCCGAGGCUGUCUUCUCAGACCUCCGCACGUUCAGCAUCCACAGCACCAAUGAGACCUUCAUCACCUGCGCCCCCUAUCCCCACGCUGGGGAACUGCACCCCAAGAUCCACUCCAUGACCUCCUUCCUCAUCUUCUAUGUCAUUCCUCUGUCGGUUAUAUCAGUCUAUUACCUGUUCAUCGCCAGGAGCCUGAACAGGAGCGCCUAUAAUAUGCCGGUGGAGGGCAACGUGCACAUCAGAAGACAGGUGGGUCACUCUUCUUCUUCUCCUUCUUCUUCUAUUUUCUAUUCCUCCAUCUUCACCUCUCUCUCUCUCUCUCUCUCUCUCUCUCUCUCUCUCCCUCUCUCUCUCUACAACAUCACAGAUAGAGUCCAGGAAGCGCCUGGCCAAGACCGUCCUGGUGUUCGUGGGCCUGUUCGCCGUGUGCUGGCUCCCCAGUCAUGUGAUCUACCUAAACCGCUCCUACCACUACUCCGAAGUCGACACCUCCAUGGCCCACUUCAUCUUCACUGUGGGGGCCCGCGUCCUGGCCUUCACUAACUCCUGUGUCAACCCCUUCGCCCUCUACCUGCUCAGCAAGAAUUUCCAGAAGCAGUUCAACAAGCAGCUGUGUUGUUGUUGUCGAGCCCUGGCGAAGAGGUCCCAGAGCACGGGGAGGAACAGGAACAACACACACAUGACCUCCCUCAGGACAACCAACCACUCAGUGGCCAGUCUGAGCUUUAUUCAUGGAAAACAGGUCUGUCAGGAGGACAGUGUGUGA
Messenger RNA from Coregonus sp. 'balchen', 7873 nucleotides. The record is from the annotation of a GenBank genome assembly. Lineage: Eukaryota; Metazoa; Chordata; Actinopteri; Salmoniformes; Salmonidae.